Molecule: messenger RNA, 1531 nt
Organism: Manihot esculenta (cassava)
Lineage: Eukaryota; Viridiplantae; Streptophyta; Magnoliopsida; Malpighiales; Euphorbiaceae
Product: fructose-bisphosphate aldolase 1, chloroplastic
Exons: 6
Coding region: 135-1325 (396 amino acids)
Biological process (GO): glycolytic process; fructose 1,6-bisphosphate metabolic process
Cellular component (GO): cytosol
Molecular function (GO): fructose-bisphosphate aldolase activity
Source: RefSeq, a predicted model, not a curated record
AUGCAUUUACGUGGUAAAGAGGCACUAACUUAGAAGAAUAGCAGAUAAGAUUGUAGAGUAUUUUUAAGGCCUCUAUCUUCUCAAGCAAAAGCUAGCAGCAGAGCAGAGCCAAGAAAGGAAGAAAGAAAAAAAAAAUGGCCUCAGCAUCACUUCUCAAGUCCUCACCAGUUCUUGACAAGUCUGAGUUUGUGAAGGGCCAGUCCCUCCGGCAGCCUUCCGCCUCCAUUAUCCGGUGCCACCCCACUGCCCCCUCUGCCCUCACCAUUCGUGCUGGCUCCUACGCUGAUGAGCUUGUCAAGACUGCGAAAACCAUUGCAUCACCUGGACGUGGUAUUUUGGCCAUGGAUGAGUCCAAUGCUACCUGCGGGAAACGUCUUGCAUCAAUUGGAUUGGAGAACACAGAGGCUAACCGCCAGGCCUACCGAACCCUUCUGGUGACAGCUCCUGGCCUCGGCCAAUACAUUUCUGGUUCUAUUCUCUUUGAAGAGACUCUCUACCAAUCCACCACUGAUGGCAAGAAGAUGGUUGAUGUUCUUGUUGAGCAAAACAUUGUCCCUGGUAUCAAAGUCGACAAGGGUUUGGUGCCUCUUCCUGGUUCCAACAAUGAGUCAUGGUGCCAAGGUCUUGAUGGUCUCGCCUCCCGCACAGCUGCUUAUUACCAGCAAGGUGCUCGUUUCGCCAAAUGGCGUACUGUUGUGAGCAUCCCCAAUGGCCCAUCUGCUCUGGCUGUGAAGGAAGCUGCCUGGGGUCUCGCCCGCUAUGCUGCUGUUUCUCAAGACAAUGGAUUGGUCCCAAUUGUGGAGCCAGAAAUCUUGCUUGAUGGUGAGCAUGGCAUUGAUAGGACAUUUGAAGUAGCACAGAAGGUCUGGGCUGAGGUUUUCUUCUACUUGGCUGAGAACAAUGUCAUGUUUGAGGGUAUUCUUCUCAAGCCUAGCAUGGUUACUCCUGGAGCUGAAUGCAAAGACAGGGCCACUCCUCAGCAGGUUGCAGACUACACCCUCAAUCUCCUCAAGAGGAGAAUCCCCCCAGCCGUUCCCGGAAUCAUGUUCUUGUCUGGUGGACAAUCUGAGGUUGAAGCAACCUUGAACCUGAACGCCAUGAACCAAGGUCCAAACCCAUGGCAUGUGUCCUUCUCAUAUGCAAGAGCUCUCCAGAACACUUGCCUCAAGACCUGGGCUGGCAGACCUGAGAAUGUCCAGGCUGCUCAGGAGGCACUUCUUAUCCGUGCCAAGGCCAACUCACUUGCUCAGCUUGGCAAGUACACCGGCGAAGGAGAAUCAGAGGAAGCCAAGAAAGGAAUGUUCGUCAAGGGCUACGUGUACUAAGCUACAGAAUGAAGGUUGAAGGAGAAAUCAAAUGCAAGAUUAAUUUCUCACUGUGUGUUAAAAUGCUUUAUAGCCUUGCAGACUAUUUUUGUUCUUUGUUAUAACAUGUACUUUUAGCCACCACUUAAUAAGCCAUUUGCUGAUGAGAUUAGUUAGUGUGUACUUGAUAUGAUGCACCAUAUACUGAAAUGCUUCAUUUUGUUUAA